ACCAGUCUGCCUGGGCCAAAUCCGAUGAUGAGAAUAAGCCCAUCCAUCGCGAGGAAUGCAUCUUCUACUUUGGCUCACCGAGAAUUAUGAAACCGGCCACCUGCGCUUGACCUGGUUACAACAAACCCCGCUAUAGCCGAUCAUUGCGCCCAGCUGAUGUGCACUGUAGCCUCCUCGAGGCAAUGUCUCCCGAUGACUGGGCUAUGAUGGAAUGGAUAAGGAGACUGUGACUGCAAGCUGCAGCUUCUUUAUAUCAAGAGAUCCUCAGCCUCGGAUUUUUCGCUGAAGCCUCAAGUGGGUAUUAAAGAUUGAGCUCUUGCGGUGUUGAGCAGUCGUGCCAAAGUCACCAUGGGAAGCGUUUUCUACCUUACAGUUGAACCAUCAAGUCGUACUACCAAAUUCUCACGCCGUCUUCACGGCUCAUCUGCAGAAUCAUAUUCGUCAGAUCUCGUUGUCGAGUUGCGACGCAAUCGUUGUCCACAUGGCGGCAUUGCUACCUGCUGGGAGCUUCUCUUCGCAUUCUACUGCUCUCUCAUCUGCUCAGCCUACACACUUCGUUAUGAGGAUAGGAAUACCAUUCUUCCCGACUCAGUACCUCAAGUGCAACUGCCAGAUCCAGGCGAUGGGUUAUCAAGCCUCAUACUCGACCCACCACCCACUCUAAUGCUAGGAGCAUGUCUUCUCCUCGGCUGCUCGGUAUCUUCGUUCAUAUACCGCCGACAAGAAGAAGACAGAUACCAAAAACUCAUAUUCAGCGUGACACUCACAGCAGCGACGCUUUUCGGCAUGGCGCAGAAAGUCAACGCCAAUCUGAUCAUGCUUGGGUUGAUCCCAUGGGGCCUAUGUCUCGCCAUGAUCUUUAGCGUUGCUACACACUGGCUUGUCAAGCGAUGCAGUAAGCGGGGUGCUUACUCCAGAGUCGGAUGCUGCGAGAGUGGCGAGAAAGGCAUGCAUGCACCUCUGUGAGCGGCCUGCAUGUCGAGCAUGCAACAAAUCAACCACUCCUGGCAAAUCUUCCUCCUCGGAUAGCCUUCU
Messenger RNA from Mollisia scopiformis, 1035 nucleotides. RefSeq lists its product as uncharacterized. The coding region runs from base 349 to 966 and encodes 205 amino acids. The transcript is spliced from 2 exons. The record is from RefSeq and is a predicted model, not a curated record. Lineage: Eukaryota; Fungi; Ascomycota; Leotiomycetes; Helotiales; Mollisiaceae.